This is a messenger RNA of Gracilinanus agilis (Agile Gracile Mouse Opossum), 5000 nucleotides long. It is a transcript of the gene WNK4, whose product is annotated as WNK lysine deficient protein kinase 4. Gene Ontology annotation, molecular function: ATP binding; potassium channel inhibitor activity; protein serine/threonine kinase activity. The transcript has 18 exons. Gene Ontology annotation, cellular component: cytosol; cytoplasm. The coding region runs from base 137 to 4183 and encodes 1348 amino acids. The record is from RefSeq and is a predicted model, not a curated record. Gene Ontology annotation, biological process: negative regulation of sodium ion transport; intracellular signal transduction; protein phosphorylation. NCBI's taxonomy places the organism in Eukaryota, Metazoa, Chordata, Mammalia, Didelphimorphia, Didelphidae.
CCCUAUUGCAGGAGCUCGAGCCCUAACCGGAGAGAGGCUCUGAGCUAGCGCAAUUCUCUAGACCCAGACCCCAAAGCGCAGAGUCCGGAUCCCCCUGCCUCCUGGUCUCCGGUGCCAUCAGACCCUUUCUUUCCUCAUGCUGGCUCCCCCUGCUCCGGAUCCCCCUGUUCCUAUGUCUCAGACCGAGGCGGACCUGGCGCUGAGGUCUCCGCCGCCUCCCUCUCCUGCCGGGGCUCCUCGCCUCGGCCCGGCACCCCGGCGGAUGCGUCGCUUCUCCGGAAAAGGGGAGCUCCGACCACGUUCCACGCGUUUCAGCCGCCGCAGUUCAGUGGACCUGGGGCUCCUGAGUACUUGGUCUGAGCCCGCCCCGCCCCUCCCUGAUCCCCCGGGCCCUCCGGAUUUAAGCAGCCCGGGUUCCCCCAAGUCCUUACAGCCUAGCUCCGGGGAGCAGGCGGAGGGCGCACCGAGCGGGGGUCUUGCAGGGAAGCCAGGAGAUCUAGAGCGUCCGGAACUCUCAGGGUCGGGGGGAGGCCUGGGUUUCGGGGAGAUGCUGCAGAGCCCCGGUGGGGUGGCGCCGGAGAGGCUACGAGAACAGGAGGAGAAGGAAGAUACAGAGACGCAGGCUGUGGCCACGUCCCCGGACGGCCGCUAUCUUAAGUUCGACAUCGAGAUCGGACGUGGCUCCUUUAAGACUGUCUAUAGGGGUUUGGACACGGAUACUACGGUGGAGGUCGCCUGGUGUGAACUGCAGACUCGGAAACUGUCCCGGGCGGAGAGGCAGCGUUUCUCCGAGGAAGUGGAGAUGUUGAAAGGGCUGCAGCACCCGAAUAUCGUCCGCUUCUACGACUCAUGGAAAUCUGUACUGAAGGGCCAGGUCUGCAUCGUGCUAGUCACUGAACUUAUGACUUCGGGCACUCUCAAGACAUACCUGAGGCGAUUCCGGGAAAUGAAGCCUCGGGUUCUUCAGCGCUGGAGCCGACAGAUCCUGCGUGGGCUGCACUUUUUGCACUCGCGGGACCCUCCUAUCUUGCACCGGGACCUCAAGUGCGAUAAUGUCUUUAUUACCGGUCCCACUGGCUCCGUCAAAAUCGGGGACCUUGGCCUGGCCACACUGAAGCGCACCUCAUUUGCCAAAAGCGUCAUCGGGACCCCGGAAUUCAUGGCACCUGAGAUGUACGAGGAGAAAUACGAUGAGGCAGUGGAUGUGUAUGCAUUUGGCAUGUGCAUGUUGGAGAUGGCCACUUCGGAGUACCCCUAUUCUGAGUGUCAGAAUGCUGCGCAAAUUUACCGAAAGGUCACUUCGGGCACCAAACCUAAUAGCUUUCACAAAGUGAAGAUACCGGAGCUGAAGGAGAUAAUUGAAGGCUGUAUACGUACUGAUAAGAAUGAAAGGUUCACCAUCCAGGACCUCCUGGCCCAUGCCUUUUUUCGAGAGGAGCGAGGAGUGCAUGUGGAACUGGCAGAAGAGGACGAUGGGGAGAAGCAGGGCCUGAAGUUGUGGUUGCGAAUGGAGGAUGCCAGGAGGGUUGGCCGUCCUCGGGACAACCAGGCCAUUGAGUUUCUAUUCCAAUUGGGAAGGGAUGCGGCUGAAGAGGUGGCACAGGAAAUGGUGGCUCUGGGACUAGUCUGUGAAGCUGAUUACCAACCAGUGGCUAGAGCUGUCAGAGAAAGGGUUGCUGCCAUCCAGCGCAAAAGGGAGAAACUUCGGAGAGCGAGGGAGACAGAGCAGAUUCCACCACCCCCAGGACCACCUCCAGUCAUUGCCCCCACAGCUCCUGGGCCUGAAACUCCCUUCCUUCCUGAACCUGAGGAACCCGAGGCAGAUCAGCACCAGCCAUUCCUUUUCCGACAUGCCAGCUAUUCUUCUACCACCUCGGACUGUGAGACUGAUGGUUACCUCAGCUCCUCUGGCUUCAUUGAAAAUUCAGACCCAGUGCUCCAGCCUCCUGGAAGGGAACCAUCCAGCCCUGCUGAUCCCCAGAUCUCCUUGCCCUCGGCCUUUGCCUUGUCCAUUCCUCGAUCUGGUCCAGCUAGUGACUUCUCUCCUGGGGACAGUUACACUUCAGAUGCAGCAUCAGGGCUCAGUGACGUGGGAGAAGGGCCAGGAAGAAUGAGGAGACCCCCUGGGAGAAGUCCUAAGCGCAGACCUCGAUCCCGCUUACGUGUUACCAGUGUGUCGGACCAGAAUGAUCGAGUUGUUGAAUGUCAGUUGCAAACACACAACAGCAAGAUGGUGACCUUCCGAUUCGACUUGGAUGGAGACAGCCCUGAGGAGAUCGCAGCUGCCAUGGUAUAUAAUGAGUUCAUUCUACCAUCUGAGCAGAAUGGAUUCCUGGGCCGGAUUCGGGAAAUUAUUCAGCGAGUGGAGACCUUGCUAAGGAGAGAAGGAGGCCCUGUGGGGGCCUCUGGAGAUGCUCCAGCACCCCAGCAGGAGGAGCCCACGAUACCGGCUCUCCCUGGCCCCCUCUCACUCCCAGUCAGUGAGACCAACAGUACCUCCCUGGAGCAGAGAAACUGGACAUCUUUUCCUUCCUCCCCUCUGUCUCCUGGACUCCCCUUGUCACCAGGGUACCCCUUGUCUCCUGGGAACCCCUUUUCUCCAGGUCCUUCCUUUCCCAUUGCAAAUCCUCAUUUACCUAUCACUUCCUCCCCAUAUCCCCUCGCUUCCUCCCAGUUUCCUUCCAGCCCCUCCCAGUUCCCCAUCACAACUUCCCAGCACCCAAGUGUCCCUCCUUUCCCCCUCAAUUCUCUACCCCCGGUUUCCCCUAGUUCCCAGUUCCCCAUCACAUCCUCCCAAUUUCCCCCAAGCCCCUCUACCUAUCCCUCUACUUCUCUUCCUACAUUCUCCCCUAAUUCCUCCCCAUCCCCGAUCACAUCCCCCCAGUACCCCCCAAGUACUUCUUCGUUUCUGCCCAGUUCCCCACCUCCAUUUCCACCUAGUUGUUCCCAGUUCACACUCAGUACUUCUUCCUUUCCUCCAAGUCCAUCUCCUCCUCUUCCUCCACCCCCUUCAACACCCCUCCUUUCCCUGGCUGGUGCCUUCUCUCUGGCUGUGAUGACUGUGGCGCAGUCCUUGCUAACACCCCAACCUGAGCUCCUUCCUCGACCUCCAAGUCCUCCUGCCCCUCUGCCAAGUCCCCCAGCAUCCCUUGUGCCAGGUGGCUUGGAGAGUUCUCCGACAUCCAAAGCUGAAGAGGAAAAUGGGGCCACCCUCAGUUCUCAGUCGCUCCUGGUUGAAACUAGGCUGUCACCCAUCACAGAAGAAGGGAAGCCACAGCUUGUCGGGCGUUUCCAAGUGACUUCAUCAAAAGAACCAGCUGAACCCCUUCUCCAAGAGCCACCAGCUCCACCUCCGGGCUCCCCAGAACCUUGUACCCCACUGCUGGCCCCUGAGAGUUCAGACACAGAGGACAGUGCUGGAGGAGGGCCAGAGACAGGGGAGGCUCUAGCUGAGAGCGAUCGGGCAGCAGAGGGUCUGGGGCCAGGAGCUGAGGGGGAGGAUGGGCAGGAGGAAAGGGAGUCCUGGAUGGGCAGCAGCCCUCCUCCUCCAAGCCAGCCCAGCCCGGUGUGGUUGAACUACACAUACAACAGCCUGUGUCUGAGCAGUGGGGACUCAGAGAGCAGCGGGGAGGAUGAAGAGAUAUGGGCGGAGCUGCAGAAUCUUCGACAGAAACACCUAUCUGAGGUGGAGACACUGCAGAUGAUGCAGAAGAAAGAGAUAGAGGACCUAUACAGCAGGCUGGGGAAGCAACCCCCACCAGGCAUAGUGGCUCCUGCCACCAUGCUUUCUAGCCGGCAGCGUCGCAUCUCCAAGGGCAGUUUUCCUGCCUCUCGACGAAACAGCUUGCAACGCCUGGAACCUCCACCUCCUGGUAAGGUACUCCAGCUCCUAUUCCUUCAACAAGCCCCCUCUUCCCUGGUUUCUUUCAGGCCCCGAGUGCCCACCUUGGUUGGAGUGGCACGACCCCCUCCCCAUCUUCUCUCCUGGUUCCUCUCACUCAGUAUCCAUCCUUUCCCCAGGCAUUAUGAGAAGGAACUCUUUAAGUGGCAGCAGCACUGGCUCUCAAGAACAGCGACCAAGCAAGGGGGUGACAUUCGCUGGGGAUUUUGGCAGGAUGUGAGCCCAGAACUGAAGCAGUGUGGAACCAGGGGAGAGCUGUUGCCUUCAGGACCUGCUCCUUGAUCAAUAUAACUCAGCAUGCUACACCAGGAGAAAGUAGUGGUUUGGUGCACUGAAAAAGACUUCAGUGCUUGACAUCAGGAGUUACUUGGAUCUGAAUCCUCCCUCUGAUACUCUGUGACCAUGGGCAGGUCACUUUUAACUCUCUGUGCCUCAGUUUUCUCAUCUGGAUGCAUAACAGGACAUAAAUGGUUGUCCCUACCUCACAGGGUUGUUGUGAGGACCCAAAGAAACGUCUGCACAGUGCUUUGCAAAUCUUAAAAGUGCUAUAUAAACCUUUCAUUGUCAGCUAUCAUGAUUGUCAUAUUCCGGAGACAGGGGUGGGAAACAAGGAGACAGAAUCUCUACCCUAUGAAAUGAGACAAAAUUCGUAAAGCCUUUUUAAAACCUGAAAGCACACAUCGAGGUGGCCCACUGGAUAGAGAGCCAGGCCUACAGACAAGAAGGCCUAGGGUCAAAUCCGGCCCCAGAUACAUCCUAGUUAUGUGACCCUGGGCAAAUCAUUUUACCCAAUUGCCCAGCUUUUACCUCUUCUGUCCUGUAAUCAAUCCAUAUAGGUUCUGAAAGAGGUGAUUUUUGGUUUUUUUUUUUAAAGCACUAUAUAAAUGCUAAUUAUUACUAUCAAAGAGAAGCAGAUGAAGAACUGUUCUUGUUCUUUGGUGUGGAGUGUGAGCCCUUGGGCUUCCUAGCACCAACCACUAAAACUCCACAAAAAUUGCUUGGAGAACUCUCCCUUCUAAUCUCCCCUCCCACCAAAGCUGAGGGCUGGGCACACUCAUGUCAGACUUGUACAGAAGCCAAUAAAAAUAUUGGAAAUGAG